UGCAGCCGAAAAAACUCCCACACCACUCCUUCUCUCUCUCCCAUCGCUCAUCUAAUAAAAGCCCAAACCCUCCCAAACCAAACCAAACCAAAACCAAAACCGCAAAACACCUCUCUCUCUCUCUCUCUGUGGCUCGCGUCGGUGUUUCCUAUUUUAAUCCAAUUUUACAAGAAACGCACCUCAAAUACACACACACUAUAUAUAUAAAUAUAUAUUAGCUGGAAGAAGAAAAGAGAAAAAAACAAAGAAAAAGCUUUGGAUCUCAAGAUACAUACACCACUCAGAUCAUCAUAGAUCCCAAGCUAUAAGAUUCUGUGUUGUCGCAAUGGAGCUCGCGCAGCUAGAGGCAUUGUGCGAGAGGCUGUACAAUUCGCAGGACUCGGUGGAGCGAGCUCACGCGGAGAACACUUUGAAAUGCUUCUCGAUGAACACCGAUUACAUUUCUCAAUGCCAGUACAUUCUCGACCAUGCCUUGACUCCCUAUGCGUUGAUGCUCGCGAGUUCGAGCUUGUUGAAGCAAGUCACUGAGCAUAGCUUGGCUUUACAGCUCCGCCUUGAUAUCCGUAACUACCUUAUUAACUAUCUGGCCACCAGAGGACCUGAAUUGCAGCCUUUUGUAACCGCCUCGUUGAUUCAACUCUUGUGUCGAGUUACGAAGUUUGGUUGGUAUGAUGAUGAUCGUUUCCGUGACGUGGUUAAAGAGUCAACCAACUUCUUGAGCCAGGCAACGUCGGAUCACUAUGCUAUUGGUUUGAAGAUAUUAAAUCAACUUGUGUCUGAGAUGAAUCAGCCCAAUCCUGGUUUGCCUUCAACACACCAUCGAAGGGUAGCGUGUGCCUUUAGGGAUCAAUCUCUUUAUCAAAUCUUCCAAAUAUCGUUAACAUCAUUGCGUCAACUGAAGAGUGAUGUUGUAAGUCGAUUGCAAGAGUUAGCGCUCUCUCUUUCACUUAAAUGUUUAUCAUUUGAUUUUGUUGGGACAUCAAUUGAUGAAAGUUCAGAAGAGUUUGGUACUGUUCAGAUUCCGUCUUCUUGGAGACCAGUUUUGGAGGACUCUGAAACAUUGCAAAUAUUUUUUGAUUACUAUGCUAUUACAAAGGCCCCUCUUUCCAAGGAGGCACUGGAGUGCUUGGUGCGACUAGCUUCUGUAAGACGUUCUUUGUUUACGAAUGAUGCUGCUCGUUCUAAGUUUUUGGCCCAUUUAAUGACAGGAACCAAAGAAAUCCUGCAAACAGGGCAAGGUCUUGCUGAUCAUGACAACUACCAUGAGUAUUGUCGUCUUCUUGGACGUUUCAGAGUGAAUUAUCAGUUGUCAGAACUUGUGAAUGUGGAAGGCUAUAGUGAUUGGAUUCGUCUGGUGGCAGAGUUUACUUUAAAGUCUUUACAAUCUUGGCAGUGGGCCAGCAGCAGUGUCUACUACCUAUUAGGGCUGUGGUCCAGAUUGGUUGCAUCUGUACCCUAUUUGAAAGGUGAUGCACCAAGCUUGCUGGAUGAAUUUGUCCCUAAGAUUACAGAAGGUUUCAUCACAUCAAGGUUUAACUCCGUGCAGGCUGGAUUGCCCGAUGAUCUUACCGAGAACCCGUUAGACAAUGUUGAACUUCUUCAGGAUCAACUAGAUUGCUUUCCUUACCUUUGCCGAUUCCAGUAUGAGAGCAGUAGUUUGUAUAUAAUAAACAUAAUGGAGCCUAUUCUGCAAGCAUACACGGAAAGAGCUCGGCUACAGAUUGCUGAUAACAGUGAUCUCGCUAUUAUAGAAGCCAAACUUGCUUGGAUAGUUCAUAUUGUUGCUGCAAUUGUUAAGACAAAACUAAGUACCGGUUGUAGUGUUGAGUCACAAGAAGUGUUUGAUGCAGAACUUUCUGCUCGUGUCUUGCAAUUGAUAAAUGUAACUGACAGUGGACUACAUGGCCAGAGGUAUAGUGAAGUAAGCAAGCAGAGACUGGAUCGAGCAAUUCUUACGUUCUUUCAGCAUUUCAGAAAGUCCUAUGUAGGUGAUCAGGCCAUGCAUUCCUCCAAGCAGUUAUAUGCCCGGUUAUCUGAGCUUCUUGGGCUCCAUGAUCAUCUACUACUAUUGAAUGUCAUUGUUAGCAAGAUUGCGACAAACCUUAAGUGUUAUACAGAGAGUGAGGAGGUAAUUGAUCACACCUUAAGCUUGUUCUUGGAUCUGGCAUCAGGGUAUAUGACUGGGAAGUUGCUUUUGAAGUUGGAUACUGUUAAAUUCAUAGUGGCAAAUCAUACUAGGGAGCACUUUCCAUUUUUAGAAGAAUAUAGAUGCUCUCGAAGCAGAACAACUUUCUAUUAUACUAUCGGCUGGUUAAUUUUUAUGGAGGACAGCCCCGUGAAAUUUAAGUCAUCAAUGGAUCCACUUUUGCAAGUUCUUAUCAGUUUAGAGUCGACUCCUGAUUCGCUGUUUCGUACUGAUGUGGUGAAGUAUGCUUUAAUUGGCUUAAUGAGGGAUCUCAGAGGAAUUGCAAUGGCCACAAAUAGUCGCAGAACUUAUGGGCUUCUGUUUGAUUGGCUAUAUCCUGCGCACAUGCCACUUCUCUUGAAAGGCAUCUCACACUGGACUGACACACCAGAAGUAAGGAAACACUCUCAGUUUCUGCCUAUAUUUGGAUUUUUUGAACAGUACCCACAUAUUUGUUUUUUGAUGAAAAAUAUAUGUGAUAAGCUGAUUUUUUUUUAUCACCACCGAAUGACAGCCCUUGCUGGAAACUAUGUCAACUUUGGUGUGUUUGAACUAUAUGGCGAUAGAGCACUCUCUGAUGCUCUAGAUGUUGCUCUUAAGAUGACACUAUCAAUUCCUCUGGCUGAUAUAUUGGCGUUCCGUAAGCUAACAAGGGCCUAUUUUGCAUUCUUGGAGGUUCUUUUCAGCAGCCACAUCGUUUUUAUAUUGAACUUGGAUACAAACACUUUUAGGCAUAUAGUAGGAUCCCUUGAAUCUGGUCUCAAAGGUUUGGAUACAAAUAUCUCAUCACAGUGUGCAUCUGCUGUCGAUAAUCUGGCUGCUUACUAUUUCAACAAUAUCACUAUGGGGGAGGCACCUAAUUCACCUGCUGCAAUGAAUCUUGCUCGUCACAUUGUGGAUUGCCCCAAUUUGUUUCCAGAAAUAUUGAAGACUCUUUUUGAGAUUGUUUUGUUUGAGGACUGUGGCAACCAGUGGAGUCUUAGCCGACCAAUGUUGAGCUUAAUACUAAUAAGUGAGCAGAUAUUCACCGAUUUGAAAGCUCAGAUUUUGGCUUCACAGCCUGCAGAUCAACAUCAGCGGCUUUCCUUGUGUUUUGACAAAUUAAUGGCAGAUGUUACUCGAAGCUUGGAUUCUAAGAACAGGGACAAAUUCACACAGAAUCUUACCAUAUUCAGGCAUGAAUUUCGUGUCAAAUAAUUCAAUUUCUAUGAAGUAGAACUUUUUUUGUUUGAAAAUUGAAUUACAUUCAUGGAAGAUGUUCGUUCAAAGAAUCCACUUUACUCCAUAAACAUCAAAUCUCUGGUCGUCAUUGGGGGAGGACCCUGUUUCACACCAAUUCCUCAAUCGCCAACAUGAAAGAGAAGCAGGUUCUUCAUAGUUGAUCGAAUUGUGGAGUAGAAAAAGUUUGAUAUGAAUCUUUGAAGUGCUACUGUAUAUUUUCACUUUGUCCUUGAAUAGGGGAGAUAGACACUCUAAAUUUGGAUGUUGUAGUAUUAAGAGGAUUUCUAAGGUUUGCAGAAACUAGUGGGUGGUGGAUUACAUUAGGUUUGGAAUUGGCUAGUGCUCGAUUUAGAAGAGCAAUUCUUUUUAGAACAAGGAAAGAUGUAAAUCAUUCAUCAGGUUUUAUAUUUCUGUAUAUUUUACCUGUUGUAUUCUUUGUACUGUCGAUAAUAGAAGAAAAAAAAAAUUACCUUAUUGAUCCUA
Molecule: messenger RNA, 3889 nt
Organism: Quercus robur (English oak)
Lineage: Eukaryota; Viridiplantae; Streptophyta; Magnoliopsida; Fagales; Fagaceae
Exons: 28
Coding region: 326-3382 (1018 amino acids)
Biological process (GO): protein export from nucleus
Cellular component (GO): cytoplasm; nuclear pore
Molecular function (GO): nuclear export signal receptor activity; small GTPase binding
Source: RefSeq, a predicted model, not a curated record